Molecule: messenger RNA, 780 nt
Organism: Telopea speciosissima
Lineage: Eukaryota; Viridiplantae; Streptophyta; Magnoliopsida; Proteales; Proteaceae
Product: protein NRT1/ PTR FAMILY 3.1-like
Exons: 1
Coding region: 16-780 (254 amino acids)
Biological process (GO): transmembrane transport
Cellular component (GO): plasma membrane
Molecular function (GO): transmembrane transporter activity
Source: RefSeq, a predicted model, not a curated record
GAAGAGCUGAAAUCAAUGAUUCGAAUGUUACCAAUAUGGGCUUCUGGGAUUCUUCUUGCAACAGUCUUUGCACAAGCAAGCACCUUCUCCCUACAACAAGCUAGAACCAUGGAUCGUCACCUUUCUCAUUCCUUCCAAAUCCCACCAGGUUCCAUGUCUGUCUUUGCCAUGAUUACAACGCUCACGACACUAUCCCUUUACGACCGCAUCAUCAUCCCGGUCGCUAGACGGUUUACGGGUCUCGAUAGAGGCAUCUCCUUACUCCACCGCAUGGGCAUUGGGUUCACAAUCUCUGUCUUUGCUACCUUUAUUGCUGGAUUCAUUGAGAUCAAACGCAAACAUGUAGCUUCUGUUCAUGGCCUCACAGACGAGCCACACUCAACCAUCCCAAUUUCGUUUGGUUGGCUUGUCCCUCAAUAUGUUCUCCAUGGUUUGGCUGAAGCCUUCGUUAACAUUGGACAAAUUGAAUUCUUAUAUGAUCAGGCACCCGAGAGUAUGAGGAGCAUGGCUGCUGCAUUGUAUUGGACAGCGAUGUCGAUGGGAAAUUAUUUUAGUACAAUACUUGUGACGAUGGUAAAUGUGUUCACUAAGGGGAGUUGGCUUCAAGACAAUCUAAACAAGGGGAAGUUAGAGUACUACUAUUGGUUGAUCACAUUGUUGCAGGUUUUGAAUCUCAUAUACUACCUGUUAUGUGCCAAGUUCUAUUCAUGGAAGCCCAUUCAGCAACACCAAAAAGGGGUUGAUUCCGAAGCCGGAAUUGAACUUGUCGGUCGGGAUUAA